AUGAGAUUGCUAGAAAACGCCGGCUUCGGAGCUCUUGUUUUACUCGGCAUCGAAGAAGGCCGUCGCACAUGUGUCAACGGAUUGCCAGUAAUAUCGUCGAGUAUUCGAAUGCUGGGUCGGUUCGAAAAGUUGAAAAGCAUCCGGCAUCCUGCGCUAUGUGCUUAUAUCGAGCUUGUUCGGUGCACUCUAGUUCCGAAUGCCGUUAUCUUGAUCUCUGAACAUCACAAGCUGUCACUCUCAUCACUAUUAUCAAGUAGAAGUCUUUCUUCUGAAGAGAUACUCAAUGUAAUAUCGCAAAUUGCUGGAGGAGUUUCCGCACUUCAUGAUGCUGGUAUUUGUGCGGGAGUACUUAAUCCUGAUUCCGUCGUGAUACUUGAAAGCGAAGAAGAGAGAUUGAUGGCUGUUCGUCUUACCCAGUACGCAGUGAGUUAUAUUUCCAAGGAUGGCUUUGAUAUACAGAACGGAUUGCCUAUUGGUUUUUCUAUAGCUCCUGAACAGCUCUUGAAAGGAUUGAAAUCUGGAGGAACAACUUUCAAAACGGAUGUGUGGGCAGUCGGGAUUGUAUUACUGGAAAUGGCCACGGGUGUCUUGUUGCGGGAAGUUUGGUCGCUGAAGCAAUACAUGACUAUUUUGAAGUGUAGCAUGUCGAGAGCUGUCAAUGGUUCACUUCUGGACCCAAUACUGAAAGCGCUGCGAUCAGUGUCUCAUUCGGCAAGGGAUAUCUCGGAAUUGGACCAAAAAUUACUCACUAUUUUGGAGAAGUGUCUUUCAUUAUUGCCUUCGAAACGUCCCACUCCGGAUGAGAUUUUUUGCUUUACUCGUCAACUACAUGAUUCUGAACCGUCCUACUUUGAAUCUGUGGAAAGUCUUAGCGAAAAAAUGAGCUCUAGCGGCAGUAGAGAUUGGAUUCUACGGGAAAUGCCAGUGGAAGAUGCACUGUUUCUUUGGAGGCUUUGUGGCUCUUCAGCCGAGGCAUUGUUGAUACGAAACAACGUCAUCACGCUACGUCAUCAGGUGCUCACAAACCCAAGUAUCGUGGUUGAAGACCUUCGGAUGUUUGGUAACGAUGAAGCUCGAAGGCCUUGCGUAAAACCUGGUGUUGUAAUGCUUCCUGAUAAGAACAUUCGCGAAAAAUUGCGUACGAUAGCGUCAGAGGACAUUUUCCUGCAAUCUUCUCUUGCUGCAACAGAGUCCAGCAUUUCUCAGAAUGAUAAUUUAUCGGUCAUAGUUAAGGAAAAAGACAUGUUAUACCAGGCAUCUCGUAUGCGGCUUAUCAGUCAUCUCUUAGCUUCGCGUUUCUAUAAACAGCAAGAACUACUCGUGUCGGUAGCUCCAGAUGUUCCACCUAUGAGGAGAGCUGACGUUUGGUGCGCUUUACUGGAUGUGCGAUCAAGUGAUGAGUGGAACUUCUAUCUUUCCAACACGUUGGCUGUACAUGUGAGCGAUAGGCAACUAGACGUAGAUAUACCUCGUUGUCAUCAGUACGAGGAGUUGAUGACGUCCCCCGCGGCGCAUUAUGGAUUACGUCGUCUUCUCAAAGCAUGGCUCAUUACUCAUCCGCAGUAUGUUUACUGGCAGGGGUGUGACAGUCUUGCAGCGCCUUUCCUAUUGUUACAUUUUAAUCAUCUGCCGACCGCAUUAGCCUGUCUCACUGCAUUCAUAAAGAAGUAUCUCAACAAUUUCUUCCUAAAAGAUAAUUCUGCUGUGAUUCAAGAACAACUUGCUGUAUUUAACCAUCUGUUGGCGUUUGUGGACGCAAAGUUGUACACCCGUUUGGCGUCUAUGGAAUUUUACCCAGAAUUGUUUGCUAUUCCAUGGUUUCUCACUUGCUUUGCCCACGUGCUACCUAUUCACAAACUGUUUCACAUCUGGGAUCAGCUCCUGCAAAGAGAUUCUUCGUUUCCUUUGUUCAUAGGUCUGGCUAUUUUACGUCAACUUCGACCUACUCUCAUAGAUGCAUCGUUUAAUGACGCAAUCUUGUUGUUCUCCGACUUACCUGAUCUUUCCAUGGAGGUGGUCGUCUCAGAUUCUGUAGCAUACUACGAUCGCGUUCCUCCUAGUUGCGCUUUCCGUUCGCACGCCAUCACUAAUGAAACGCCAAUAGAAGCGCCCCGAGGACUACCGUGCAGUCUUCGACACGUGCCUUACAAAGAGAUGAAGAAGUGGCACUGCCCUCGACUGUCACGUGAGGAGUUUGCAUGGAGAGUUACGGACCAGCUAGUCGUCGCAAUUGAUAUUCGUCCUCAGAUUGAGUUUGGGAGAGGUUGCGUCUUACGAUCAAUAAAUUAUCCCAACGUCAGUGACAAGUCGUUACUGAAUAUUGCCGAGCCAAUGAAACUCGCUCAAAGAAAUCAGCACCCAAUUUGUAUUGUUGGUGGCAAGGAUGUCGAUGUAACUCGAAAGUUCUCCGGUGAUCUUGUGAAUCUCGGAAUUGAUGGCAUUUGCGUGCUGGAUGGAGGGUUCGAGUCGAUUCGUCAUGAUACGUCACUUAUUCAUGUACCUCAUUAG
This is a messenger RNA of Ostertagia ostertagi, 2508 nucleotides long. NCBI's taxonomy places the organism in Eukaryota, Metazoa, Nematoda, Chromadorea, Rhabditida, Trichostrongylidae. The record is from the annotation of a GenBank genome assembly.